CCGAAUCAAGGAAACACAGAGACAAAAAUGGGGGACAAAGAGAAAACGGUAUGCGAUUCUUCAUCGUCUUCUCGUGAUCAGAGCAAGGUUGAGGAGGAGGAAGAAGAAGCUUUGAUGGCGUUAUAUGGAUCCGAAUCCGGGUGGGUGGAAGCUCGGAUCCAUUGCGAUCAUUUGGAUACACUGUCUUCGGAUCUAAUCCACAUUCCGACACCGGAUACUCCCUGUAACAGAUGUCAUCAUCCUGCUGAGAAUUGGCUGUGUUUGAGCUGUAAAGAUGUUCUAUGUAGCCGUUUCAUCAACAAGCAUAUGCUGGAUCAUUAUCAACAACAAAAUCAUAGUGUGGCAUUGAGUUUCAGUGAUCUGUCGGUUUGGUGUUUUUCGUGCAAUUCCUAUUUGGAUGCUCAAGUGAUGCUUCCUCUUCGCCCAGUUUAUGAAACUGCUUACAUAUUGAAGUUUGGUGAAGCCCCACCUGUUCGGACAGUUGAGUUCUUGCAAGUAGAUGACUCCACAUCAGGAAAUUAGAAGUCUUUCUUCUUUCUGCAAGGAUGGUGUUGAGUUCAAGCUCUUGAGACUCGAAGGUAUGGCAUGGAAUCUGUGGUCUCAUGUUGUUCAAUCGAUAGAACUCUUGGUUAGGUUAACUGAAAACGACUACGAAACUUAGGAAUGAAACCGAUGUGUUUUGAUUAGGUUGCACUCUUUGAUAGUAGUAUCAUUCUGUUAAGUGGUAGGGGGGUUUUUGUUUUGUUUUGAAACGAGAAGAUGAAGUUCAAAUGAGAAAUAUAAAUGGUUCUUUUGGUUUUUAACAGA
This is a messenger RNA of Cynara cardunculus var. scolymus (artichoke), 807 nucleotides long. RefSeq names its product histone deacetylase 6. NCBI's taxonomy places the organism in Eukaryota, Viridiplantae, Streptophyta, Magnoliopsida, Asterales, Asteraceae. The coding region runs from base 28 to 522 and encodes 164 amino acids. The transcript has 3 exons. Gene Ontology annotation, molecular function: zinc ion binding. The record is from RefSeq and is a predicted model, not a curated record.